AUGCAUCUCCAAGUAGCCGUCGACUCACCAGUGACGGGGGAUCCUGAUGAUGAGCUCAGUGCAGCCAGCGUAGGAGAUGGUCAUAAAAAUAUAGAAAACUACACGGAGGUGGACAUAUCUCCGGCUUACAGAUACCUCAGGAGGUCUUCUGACUGGAUGGGGAUGGCAAUGCGCGACUGGGAUCCUGUGGAGAUGAUUUCGCGCAUUGAGGACAUAGCAGCCCCUAUCUGCGAAGACGCGCUAAAUAGUUCGGAGAUGAUCAGCUUUAUAAAGUCGGCGCCCAAAUUCGACCUGUACAUCAUGGAGAGGUUGCUGGGUCCGUGUUUCUACGGCGUGGUGCACGCAGUCGGCUCUCCACCAGUGGUGGGUCUCGCCACCCACGGGGCGCACCCGUGCACCCACUGGAGCCACAGGAACCCAGACAGUCCGGCCUACCUGCCGCUCUGGGUCCUGCCGUACUCUCACCACAUGUCCUUCUGGGAGAGGCUCUACAGCGCCUACAUAUGGCUCUACUUUAACUUUGUGUGGCACAGUAUGGACGUACAGGAGUGGCUGGACGGAGCCACAGAGGGUGCUAUCUACUUCAGCCUGGGCACCAACGUACUGAGUAGCACAAUGCCACCAGAAAAGCGACGGGCCUUCCUCGACGCCUUCUCCCAGCUGCCGCAGAGUGUGCUCUGGAAGUGGGAGAAGGACGACGCAACUGACCUGCCACCUAACGUCAGAAUGUCCAAAUGGCUUCCACAACAAUCUGUACUAGCACAUCCAAAUGUUAGAAUCUUCAUCACACAAGGAGGCCUGCAGAGCUUCAAUGAAGCCACUUAUUAUGGUGUCCCUUUAAUUGGGAUUCCAUUCAUGGGAGAUCAGCAUUACAAUGUAGCAAAAAUGGUAUCUGCUGAAAUUGGUUACAAGCUGCAGUUUCGAAGUAUCACAAAGGAUGUGGUUCUAAAAGCUACUAGAGCUAUUCUUGGUGAUCCUAAGUAUCGGGAAAACAUGAAGAAGUAGUCAGCAGUGUAUCGUGAGCAUCAGGC
Molecule: messenger RNA, 1031 nt
Organism: Schistocerca americana (American grasshopper)
Lineage: Eukaryota; Metazoa; Arthropoda; Insecta; Orthoptera; Acrididae
Product: UDP-glucuronosyltransferase 2B31-like
Exons: 6
Coding region: 1-1005 (334 amino acids)
Molecular function (GO): UDP-glycosyltransferase activity
Source: RefSeq, a predicted model, not a curated record